AUGGCUGAGGAGGCGAAAGCAGUGACGCCGAACGCGGAGUUGCUAGAAUGGCCGAAGAAAGACAAGCGUCGUAUGCUUCAUGCUGUGUAUCGUGUUGGAGAUCUUGAUCGCACCAUUAAGUUUUAUACAGAAGGAUUUGGAAUGAAGCUGUUGAGGCAAAGGGAUAUCCCAGAAGAGAAAUACUCCAAUGCGUUUCUUGGGUUUGGACCUGAAGAGUCUAAUUUCGUGGUGGAGUUGACUUACAAUUAUGGAGUGACUUCAUAUGAUAUUGGAACUGGUUUUGGGCAUUUUGCAAUUGCAACUGAGGAUGUUUACAAGCUGGUGGAGAAACUUCGUGCUGUUGGUGGCAACAUUACUAGGGAGCCUGGUCCAGUCAAAGGUGGAACAUCUGUUAUUGCCUUUGUGAAGGAUCCUGAUGGUUAUAUCUUUGAGCUGAUCCAAAGAGGUCCAACUCCUGAGCCCCUCUGCCAAGUAAUGCUUCGUGUAGGAGAUCUUGGUCGCUCUAUAAAGUUCUAUGAAAAGGCCUUGGGGAUGAAGCUCUUAAGGACAAUUGAUAGACCUGAGCACAAGUACACUUUGGCCAUGAUGGGCUAUGAUGAUGAAUACAAGACAACUGUUAUGGAAUUGACUUACAAUUACGGUGUGACUGAAUACACCAAGGGAAAUGCAUAUGCGCAGGUUGCAAUUGGCACUGAUGAUGUGUACAAAAGUGCUGAGGUUGUCAACUUUGUAACACAAGAGCUUGGUGGAAAGAUAACUCGUCAACCUGGACCAAUUCCUGGACUCAACACCAAAAUCACCUCUUUUCUAGAUCCAGAUGGCUGGAAAACUGUUCUGGUGGACAACGAAGACUUCCUCAAAGAACUGAACAAGAAAGACUAA
This is a messenger RNA of Dovyalis caffra, 882 nucleotides long. NCBI's taxonomy places the organism in Eukaryota, Viridiplantae, Streptophyta, Magnoliopsida, Malpighiales, Salicaceae. The record is from the annotation of a GenBank genome assembly.